This is a messenger RNA of Laetiporus sulphureus 93-53, 501 nucleotides long. RefSeq lists its product as uncharacterized. The record is from RefSeq and is a predicted model, not a curated record. NCBI's taxonomy places the organism in Eukaryota, Fungi, Basidiomycota, Agaricomycetes, Polyporales, Laetiporaceae. The coding region runs from base 1 to 501 and encodes 166 amino acids. The transcript is spliced from 2 exons.
AUGGCCCACUCAGGGUAUCAUAAGAACGCGGCGUAUGACCAGAAUCGGCGUCGGCAGCUCUCCAUGGUCUGCGGCCUAUAUUCAAACGAGGAACUUCGCCGCAUGACUCUCGCGCCCACACCAAACCGCAUGGGCGUGCACAUACGAUGGUAUCACGACGAAGGUGCACUGGAAGACCAGCGACAUGGCGAUCCGGCACGGGAGAUUGUCAGCAACAGACCUCGCGCGCCUCCUCUGAGGCGCCAGGCGCCUCUGACGGACGAGCAGUUCGGCGCGAUGAUCAGCCAGUUGCCCUUCGCUAUAUUGCGGCGUUAUGGCAUCCCUGCGCCCGUCUCGGGCCCUCCUGCUGUCCUCGAUCGAGCGCCUUCCGGGGAUAAUGACGAGGCGGCAGCAAUGGCUGUAAUGCGAGAACAAUCGUUUCACAAUUCUCCACGCAAUUACAGCGAUGCUGCCGCUGUUAUUGCGUGGAGGGAUGAGGUGAAGCUCGCAGGCGCCAUAUAA